Messenger RNA from Fomitopsis serialis, 786 nucleotides. Its product is annotated as ubiquitin-40S ribosomal protein S31 fusion protein. The transcript is spliced from 4 exons. Gene Ontology annotation, cellular component: nucleus; ribosome; cytoplasm. Gene Ontology annotation, biological process: protein ubiquitination; modification-dependent protein catabolic process; translation. NCBI's taxonomy places the organism in Eukaryota, Fungi, Basidiomycota, Agaricomycetes, Polyporales, Fomitopsidaceae. The record is from RefSeq and is a predicted model, not a curated record. Bases 148 to 627 code for a protein of 159 amino acids. Gene Ontology annotation, molecular function: structural constituent of ribosome; protein tag activity; ubiquitin protein ligase binding.
CAUCAACAGUCCUCUUCUCGCUGACUAAGCCUCGGCGUGCGGGCAUAUAUAAAGACUCGCGCGCUUGCUCGCUCACCUAUAGUCGGUUUUCGCUUCGUCGACGACUCCAUCGUUCAGCUCGUUGGACAGACAGAAGCGUCCGUCACAAUGCAGAUUUUCGUAAAGACCCUCACGGGCAAGACCAUCACCCUCGAGGUGGAGUCCUCGGACACCAUCGACAAUGUAAAAGCCAAGAUCCAGGACAAGGAGGGCAUCCCCCCUGACCAGCAGCGUCUGAUCUUCGCCGGCAAGCAGCUGGAGGAUGGUCGCACCCUUAGUGACUACAACAUCCAGAAGGAGUCCACCCUCCACUUGGUGCUUCGUCUGCGUGGUGGUGCCAAGAAGCGCAAGAAAAAGACCUACAACACCCCCAAGAAGAUCAAGCACAAGCCCAAGAAGGUCAAGAUGUCCAUCCUGAAGUACUACAAGGUGGAGUCCGACGGCAAGAUCAAGCGUCUCCGUCGCGAGUGCCCCUCUGCUGAGUGCGGCGCCGGUAUCUUCAUGGCCUUCCACAACGACCGUCAGUACUGCGGCAAGUGCGGCCUGACGUACACAUUCCAGCCGGGCACCAAGCCUCCCGCCGUCUAAACGGGAGCAACGUUGUAGAUUGUCUUGCGUUCAUGUACCGUAUCACUACCAUGCGACCGUGCUUCCGUAUGCAAUCGAUAUGAUCAUGACUGUAUUAUGCAAGGUGGACUUGAGCUUGAGCCACGGUCGUUGUGCUGCCUUCUGAUCCUGUAUGAGUGA